Messenger RNA from Calliphora vicina (urban bluebottle blowfly), 3411 nucleotides. It is a transcript of the gene Rab9, whose product is annotated as RAS oncogene family member Rab9. Gene Ontology annotation, cellular component: phagocytic vesicle; lysosome; late endosome. The coding region runs from base 644 to 1417 and encodes 257 amino acids. The transcript has 4 exons. NCBI's taxonomy places the organism in Eukaryota, Metazoa, Arthropoda, Insecta, Diptera, Calliphoridae. The record is from RefSeq and is a predicted model, not a curated record. Gene Ontology annotation, biological process: retrograde transport, endosome to Golgi. Gene Ontology annotation, molecular function: GTPase activity; GTP binding.
ACUAAUUCAUUCUCAAAAAAAUACUAGAGCAACAAACAACGUUGUUGAUUAUUGGGUGCUGUGGUUACUACAAUAAAAUAUAUUAAGUUGGUGUUGUUGUUGUUGUUAUUAUUUCUACUUCGCAUUAAAACAAUAACAAAAAAAACUAACUAAAUUUUACACACCAAUAGUAAAUUGUAGUUGUUGUUUUAAAAUUUUAAAGCAAAUCAAGGCAAAAAGGUAAAGAAAACCUACUAAAUUAAACACCAGCCAGCACAAAAUAAGUUAAAUACAAGAUAAGACACAAAUUGCAAAACACAAAUCUGAAAGUUAACAAAAAAAAAGAACAUUUAAAUUAUUAGUUAUAUUAAAAGGUUAUUAACAAACAAAAAAACCCAUAACUACACAAAAGUGAAAAGAUAGAUAACAAAAAGUUAAAAACAAGGCAGAACACAAAAAGCAGAUUCUUCUCUACACUCGUCUAUACUAAGAAUUUGUUAAUUAAACAACUAAAUUGUUGAGACAUUUUACAGAGAAAUUAUAAAUUAAGAGUUUUGGUCUUAAUUUGUCUUGCUCUUUUACCCCAAUUGCCCUGGUGUCUUUUUUUUAAUUAAACAAUUAAAUUAUUUUGGUUAUUAUUUGACUGUCAUUCAUCUUCAGCACCAUGACCAAUAUGCGACCUCCAAACAAAUCGACUUUAUUGAAAGUCGUUAUUUUGGGCGAUGGCGGCGUCGGAAAAUCGUGUCUCAUGAAUCGUUUUGUCUCCAAUCGUUAUGAUGAAAACAAUUUCCAUACAAUCGGCGUGGAGUUCAUGAACAAAGACAUUGAGGUGGAUGGUGAGAAGUAUACAUUGCAGAUCUGGGACACUGCUGGUCAGGAACGUUUCCGUGCUUUGCGCACUCCCUUCUAUAGAGGCUCAGAUGUUUGUUUACUCUGCUAUGCCAUCGAUGAUUAUGACAGCUUUCGAGGCCUUAAGCAGUGGCGCGAAGAAUUCCUACAUUAUGCCGAUGUUAAAGCCGAUAAAUUCCCCUUCAUAGUGGUAGGAAAUAAGAAUGAUUUAGCCCAACAAUGCCGCCAGGUAGGCAGUGAUGAGCUAAAGCAAUGGUGUGAUAACUUUCAAAUACGCAGUCACAUCGAAACUUCUUCAAAAACCGCUACCAACGUUAAUGAUGCUUUCAUAUUGGCGGUGCGCCAAUGGAAACAUAUGGAACGUAUAGCAGAGAUUGAGCUGAAACAAAAUGACACCAUAGAUUUGACCAAAACAAUACGUUUAGCCCAGACACGUCUUUGUUGUACGGGCGGUGGCAGUAGUGCAGUCUCGUCGUCAUCUUCGGCAGCUGGUAAUUUAGAAUCUGAAGAUGAGUCUAUGCAUACACCAUCACCUCGGCGAUUUGGUAAACGUUCAACGAAACCUCAAGAGACCCACUAUCAACUUUAAGUCUUAGCUAAAGUUUUAUAAAGGGAAGUAUGAAUGUUAGAGGAAAUUAUGAUAAAAAGAUAAGUGUUUUGAAAACAAGAUUCUAAAAUACGAUUGGUUGUAAAAUUACCAAACAUUUUUUUUUAUAAGUUUUUUAAAAAUACUAUUUGUAUUUUAUUUAGUUUUAUUUGAAAAGAUUCUUUUUUAAAAAUAUUGUAGUACAAAAUUCUUUGAGACCAGUUUAAAACAUAUUAGUUCAAAAAACCUUGCCGCCCGAAUUGUAAAAAAGAAUCUCGCUUUUUAAAACAAUCAUUCCUUAACAAUAAUUUUAGUAGUAAUGCACAAAUGAUUUUUAAAUUCUUUGCUCCCUAUUCCUUAAUUUAUAAUUUUGAAACUUAGUUCUGGCAGAAUUUUAACUGUUUUUUUCAGAAUUUUUGGAUGUAGAACAAAUUUUGACAGAAUCUGUUUUAAUUUUAUUCCAUUCAUGACAAAUUUUGACGGAUUCUGUCAGAAUUUGUCUGUAUAGACAAAUUUUUUAAAGAAUUCGGUCAGAAUUUGUCUGUAUAAAAAAAAUUGGACAACAACUGUCGGAAUUUUACUGUGUAGAACAAAUUUUGACAGCAUUUGUCUGAAUUUUUCCGUAUGAAACAAAUUUUAACAGAAUUCGCUCCAAAAUUGCCCGUCUAAAAUUCAAAUAGAAAAUAUUUGAACAGAAUCUGUCAGUAUUUUUUGGUAUAAACAGAAUUCAUUCAGAGUUUUUCCGUAUAGAAAAAGUUUUGACAUAAUUUAUUCAGAAUUUUUACAAAUAGAAAAAAUUUGGACAGAAUUCGUUCAGAAUUUUUACAAUUAGAAAAAAUUUGGACAGAAUUCUCCGCCUAGAAAAAAUUUGGUCAGAAUCUGUUUGAAAUUUGCAAAAUUUUGACAGAACUCUUUCAGAAUUUUUCCUUAUAAGAAAAAUUUUAAUACAACCUGUCAGAAUUGUACCGUAUAACACAAAUUUUGUCUGACAAUUUUUUCAGAAUUUCCGAAAAAUUUCUACUUUUUUCCAGAAUCUUGUUAUUAAAAUCCCAGUUAUUUAUAAUUUUUAAUUUAAGCUUAUUUAAGUUAAAAGAAUGCACCAAAAAUAUUUUAGUGUAAGUGUUUAUUUCACACAAAUUUUUUAACAAAAAUUGUUUGGCUUGUUAAACAAUAAUUUGCAGUGCCUUUUUUGCAACCCCCCCCCCCAAAUAAUUAACAAUUUUCAAUUAAAUUGCAAAAUUUUUUAACAAACUUCUUUUAAAACCCAUUUAUUUAUACAAAUUAUGAAAUGUAUAUGACUCUAUAAGAAUUGUAACAGUUGCAAAUUGUUAUAAAACAUUCCAAAAUCAAAAAUGUUGAAAUUUUUUUUCAAAAAUAUUUUUUUUUAAUUUUUACUAAAACAUUCCAAAUGUUUAAAAUUAUUAUUAGAAAUUUAAUUUUUAAACUUUUAUAAGUUUUUCAAAAACUUUUUACCUUUCUAAAACAUUUGUUUAUAUAUUUUUUUGCUAUCUGUAGAACUUUUUAUAACUUAUUUGCUUACAAAAGCAAACAGUAAGAAAUUUCAAGUGCCUGGUUAACAGUUUCAACUGAAAAUGUCUGAUAUUUUACAUUGGAAAAUUUGUAAACUGUCAGUUGAAAAAUUACCGUGACUAUGAAAAUGUUUUACUGUUUAAUUUUCUUUACAAAGGCAGCUUUUUAUAUUUAUAUUAUUGUAUUUUUCAUCUAAACUGUAAGCCAUUUAAUAAACAAUUAUUUAUACAAUCCAAUGUAACCAUCACACUUCAUUCAUACUCAUUUAAAAAGCAUGAAAUUCAAAAAUAUUUUGAAAAAUCUAAAAACAUUUUCUAAAAAUGUUUAUAAUUUUUAAAAUGAAACCGAAGAAAUUAAUAAUUAAAAUAAAGUUUAAUAUUUAGAUUGUAUUAACAUUUAGUUUUUAAGCAUAUUUAAAAUUGAUUAUAAUAAAGAAAACGAAAAAGUGUAUUAAAAAUAGUAGAAAA